AUUAACAAACUUAAAAAUGGGCAGCUUAGCGCUGAUCACUACGCUCUUAAUCCUUUCGGUGAUCGGAGGGGGCUCCGCGGUGGAAUACAGCGUGACGAACACCGCCGAAAACACUCCCGGCGGCACCAAGUUCAACAACGUCAUCGGCGCGGAAUACAGCCAGCAAACACUCGCUGCCGCCUCCGAUUUCAUAUGGGGUAUCUUCCAGCAGACUAACCCUGCCGACCGAAAAUCCUUCGACAGAGUUAGCUUGUUCAUUGAUGUCUUUGAUGAAGUCGAGUUCAAGGAUGCCCCUGCUUAUGCUUCCAAUAACGAAAUCCAUGUUAGUGCCAGGCAUAUCAAUGAUUUUCCGGGCGAUGUGAAAGUGGAGUUCACGGGUAUCCUGUACCACGAGAUGACACACGUGUGGCAGUGGAACGGGAACGGGAACAGGGACGAGCAAUUAUUAUAUCUGAAUGAAGGGAUAGCAGAUUUCGUGAGGCUCAAGGCAGGAUAUCCGGCGCCAGGCUGGGAGGGGCCGGGAAAGGGCGACCGAUGGGAUGAGGGCUACAGUGUCACGGCAAGGUUCCUUGAGUAUUGCGACGGGCUGAAGAGCGGAUUUGUGGCGGAGCUGAACAAGAAGUUGAGAGAUAGUUACAGCCCAAAUUUCUUUCAGGACUUGCUUGGAAAGUCAGUCGACACUCUCUGGGCAGAAUACAAAGCUACAUAUGCCAAUUAAUUACUCCCUAUGUCUCGCUUUAUGAAUAAAAUAAUGUAAUAUAUUUUAACAAAAAUUCUAUAUAUAUAGUAUACUAUAAAAA
Messenger RNA from Salvia splendens (bonfire salvia), 800 nucleotides. RefSeq lists its product as uncharacterized. The record is from RefSeq and is a predicted model, not a curated record. NCBI's taxonomy places the organism in Eukaryota, Viridiplantae, Streptophyta, Magnoliopsida, Lamiales, Lamiaceae. The transcript is spliced from 2 exons. The coding region runs from base 17 to 718 and encodes 233 amino acids.